AUGCCGAUACCGCAGCAGCAACUGCGAGAUCCGAUACCCUCGACAAGCCGAGCAACAGCAACAUCAACCACACCAUCACCCUUGAAGAUCCCUGAAGUUCUGGACCACAUCUUUUCCUAUGUCGACAACCACUCCCUCUGUCAAUCUGCGAUAUUGGUCUGUCGCCAGUGGUACUGGAUGAAUCGGCACCGUGUGAUCCGCGGCCUGAUCUUUGACGGACACUCGGACCCCCGGAAACUGAACAAGGUCCUAACUCGAUUGCCUGGCGCCGGGCGACUCUGCUGGUUCACGGGUCGGGACGUCAAUCGGGACGCUCACUGGGUACAGCUUCGCAAAGUCCUCAAACGCAACCAUGAUCAGUUCCUUCAAAACCAGAUCCGACAAUAUCAGCAUGUGGAUCAGAGCAGCAGUGACGAAGAGUUACAGGAGGACUCAAUUACAAAACGAGCGUUGACGGAUUCGCCGCUGCGGGAGCUGGAGAUCAUUGGCGAUAUUGAUAUCGGAGCCUCCUUACCACCCAUCCUGCCUUGUCUCUACGCACUGACGAGGCUGCAGUUGGAACUGAGCUGCAAUACCACCUUGCAGAUGGGACAGUUGCUCAAGGCUUGUCCUUUGUUGAAGGACGUUCAUGUCUCGGCCUUGUCGACACACUGUUUGGAGCUGCCAGGGCCAUGGUUCCCGUUCGUCAAGGAGUCGCACAAGCAACGGCCGUUACGACUUUUAUCGCUGGUGCUGGAGAGGGUCCGGUUGCCUCAGUACAGUCUCGAAGACCUGUUAUCGAUCACACCCCACCUUCAGGAACUCAAGAUCAUUGGAUUGUUCAAGGUCAACCCAGCACUCCCACAGCACGACCCUACCGUUCAGUACGACCCUAUCCGUUUCUUUCAGCACGUUCGAGCUCUGGACCUCUCAUUACGAUCCUUCCAUUUUUCGAUCCGGGACCAACCCUUGACGACGUCAGAGCUGCGGGAGAUGAUGUUUGACAUCGUGCACCUGCCACCGGGAUCCCGUGGGGAAUGGACGUUCUGGACAGCAGAUCUGACGCCGUCCAUGCUACGGAACCUGAACGAGGUGCCCAAUGUGGUGACGACGCUGGAAAUCCUUUGUGAGACCAUAACGAACUGCGGCCCCGACAGCGGGCUUCACCGAUACCUCUGCGCCUCGCCCCAUCUGAUGCACCUCCGAGCACCCAAGACAGCCUACCUAGUCGAGCAUUUGGAUCUGCACCAACGUCUUCGUGGACGGUACCUCCCUGCCACAGGACUAGCACAGACAGUCCGGCCAGGAAUCUGGAAGUGUCGCAACCUUCAGACUCUUCACUUGGCAUUCCACAGUCGACGGGACUCGACACUGUCGUCUCCAACCAACGCGCGACUUAUUUUUGGAUACUUGGCUCGAGUGUGCCCACAGUUGCGGGAUCUGGCGAUCUUUACGACGGAGUCGUGUGUGCUGAACAACCGGAUCUAUGCGCCUGUGCUCCAUAUGCGACUGCAAGGCGGGUUCUGUCUGUUGGCGCGACUGAAGUGGCUAGAGAGACUGCGGAUCGGUUCGUCGGAACGACUGAUUGCAUACAAGAGCUGGGAUCUGAAAUGGAUGGUGACCAACAAGCACAGUUUCACGGACCGACGACAGCGACGCAAGAUUGUGGGAGAGUGGGAUGAGUUGUUGGUCGAGGAGGAGAAGCAGGAGGUGUUGCGAAUCCAGACACAUGGACAGUCAGGUUCUCGCGGUGAUAAUAGUAUCGCUACAUCUGCCGCGGCAUUGAAGGAGGACGAGGGGACGGCAGAGGUGAGAAAAGAACUGGAUAACUUGGGUCUGUUGGUGGAUGUGAAGGCGAUGAUGGAGGAGAUGGACUCUGACGACUUCCAGUGCUGGAAAUCUCUCCGCAAGAUUUCGUUGUAUCGCGACGGGGAGGUUGGACUACGGCCCGACCAAGAGAUCCAACGGCUCACCUCCUAA
This is a messenger RNA of Linnemannia hyalina, 1959 nucleotides long. The record is from the annotation of a GenBank genome assembly. NCBI's taxonomy places the organism in Eukaryota, Fungi, Mortierellomycota, Mortierellomycetes, Mortierellales, Mortierellaceae.